Messenger RNA from Macadamia integrifolia, 4470 nucleotides. Its product is annotated as pentatricopeptide repeat-containing protein At2g01390. Lineage: Eukaryota; Viridiplantae; Streptophyta; Magnoliopsida; Proteales; Proteaceae. Gene Ontology annotation, molecular function: protein binding. Bases 1253 to 3031 code for a protein of 592 amino acids. The transcript has 6 exons. The record is from RefSeq and is a predicted model, not a curated record.
AUUUAAAGAUAGUGGGAUUGAUUCGUUCAUUCAUUCAAAGAAGAAGAAGAAGAAGAAAAGAGGAGGGACUCACUGAUUCAGAAGGAAGCAGGGAAUAGCGCAUCGCUCAGGUUUAUUUUCCACAUGGAAACUCGGCGCACAAACUUUGAGAGCAUGUUGUACAGAUCAUCUUCUACUCAUGUCUAAACUUUCAGCACAAUCGGAUUUUACCAUUCUCUAAAUAAAAGCUUUCAAAUUUGCUUAAUAAGUCUUUUUCUUAAUAAUUAUGAUUAUUAUUUUUAUAAAUAAUAUCAGUAGCCAAAGAAUCCAAUACAUGGAGGGCCAUGCAGUUGAAAUAAGGCAUUGAAUUUGACAAUGGGCCUAUCCAAAGGUUUCCCUCUCUGCAGCUGUCAGAAUCAUCCACUCUGCUCUCUACAUGGCAGUGAAGGCCAGCAUAGAAGGAACACUUCACCUUAUUAUCCAUUUAAUAUUAAUAUUUAGGCAGAUUUUUUUUCUAGUCCAGUAAGAUUAGAGGCAUUCUAAGUUGAGCCCCAUGCUUCAACAGGGAAGAAUGAGAUGACAUUGUUUACCACAUGGAUAUUUAGAAAAUGGUCUAGAUAGGCCACAUGUCAAACUGCAGACUUAGAUUCAACCAUAUAACCACCCAUGUGUUGACAUAUUCCCUUGUAUUUUCAGCCAUCCAUUUCUUUCUAGAAAAGUUUCAUUUUUCCACUGGAUUUUCAAGACCUUGUUUUGCCACUUGGUCAACACUGUUUUGUCUAAAACUUGACAUGUGAGCAGUGGACCUUCGGGUCCACUUGGCCACAAAAUCUUAGCCCCUAUCCAAUCUGCCAUGUAGCAGAUAUUUAUACCACUCUAGUGAAACUCUCUAGACCUGCUAGCAAAAUUUUAAAUUUUAAGUUAUAAAUUCAUACCCUUAUGCGGAAACCUGGAAAAAUUGAUCAAGCUGAAAUUUAGACACAUAGAGUUGAAUAUGACAUGGACAAAUUGUUCUCCAAGGUUUUAGUGCCAACUGAAAACUGCCACUUGGAAAAUAUAUUAUUAUUAUUAUUUUGCAACAAUGAAUGCAUCUGGUUUAAAAUGGAACACUUGUUUUGCUACUGUUUGAAGUAGAGCUGGACAGACAAACACUUAUUAGUGUCAGACUGCAUUUACAUAUUCUACUACAGGGAUUGUGGUGAUUUCGUCUCCAAGGAGUUCUGCACACAUUGUCUUUGUGUUAAAAAAACUCAAGGAGUUGAAGCAACUAUUUAUGUUAGGUCAUUAUGGCUUCAGUGGAUUUGUUGGAAAAUAUGUGCAUGUUUUCUGUAAAUAUUGUCAUGGGCCUUUCAAAUAUUGGAAUAGAUCUGGUAAUGGAGUGCGUUCCCUGCAUCAGUUUAAGUUUAAGAAAUCUGUUCAAUUGGUCAAGGGAAAAAAGGCAGGGAAAUCUGUCAAAUCUAGAGUCAGUGCAGAAGAUAAAAACCCAAAGGUUUAUAUGAGGGACACCAUUGGAAAUAUAUCCAAAAUAUUAAGGUAUUCAACAUGGGAUUUAGCACAGGAACAGCUUGAAAAUCUCACUAUAAGGUGGGAUUCAUACACAAUAAACCAAGUUCUAAAAACACAUCCACCAAUGGAAAAGGCUUGGCUGUUUUUCAAUUGGGCUUCUCAUCUAAAAGGCUUCAAGCAUGACCAGUAUACUUACACAACAAUGCUGGACAUCUUUGGAGAAGCUGGGAGGAUUUCAUCAAUGAAGUUUGUCUUUCAGCAGAUGCAAGAAAAAGGUAUAAAGAAAGAUGCAGUUACAUACACUUCACUUUUGCACUGGCUUUCUAAAGAUGGGGAUGUUAAUGGGUCAUUGAGGAUGUGGGAGGAGAUGAAAGCAGCUGGCUGUCGUCCCACAGUUGUUUCUUAUACUGCCUUGAUGAAGGUUCUUUUUGAUAACAACAGACCAAAGGAGGCCACUGAUAUUUACAAGGAAAUGCUUCAGUCAGGGUGUUCACCGAAUUGUUACACUUAUACAAUCUUAAUGGAGUAUCUUGCUAGAACUGGAAAGUUUAAAGCUGCUCUUGAUAUUUUGAGCAAAAUGCAAGAUGCCGGGGUGCAACCUGAUAAAGCUACAUGCAAUAUUUUAGUCCAAAAAUGUUCCAUUGCUGGGGAAACAAGGGCAAUGGCUCAAAUCCUUCUUUACAUGAAAGAGAGUUCCAUUGUCCUCCAUCGACCUGUCUAUUUGGAGGCACUUAAAACUCUAGAAAAUGCAGGUGAGGCUACUGAUCUACUGAGGAAAGUUAAUCCACACCUCUCCUUUGAAAGAAUUGGCAAGGAAGGGAUAUUUGAGUCGGAAGCCACUGUGGUUGAUGUAAAUUCAUUUCUCGAUACAGGCCUUGCCAUAAAUCUCUUGGCCAAGCAUAAUUUUGUUGCUGUUGAGUACUUACUUAAUGAGAUUAUCUGUAGGAAUGUCCAAUUUGAUUCUAUGGUUGUUUCUACCAUAGUACAGGUAAGUUGUGCCAAUUGUAGACCAACUACUGCUUUGUUGGCCUUCAGAUACAGUUUAAAGAUGGGGUUAGAAGUUGAGAGAGCUGCAUACCUGGCUCUAAUAGGCCUCUUUUUCAGAACAAAGUCAUUUCUGAAUGCUCUGGAGGUUGUUGAACAAAUGAUUGGUGUAAGAUUUUUUUUCGGAACAUAUUUGGUUUCACUAUUGGUUAACCAGUUUGGUUCUGCUAAAAUGUCUGCGACUGCCGCAAAGAUUUUCCAUUCAUUGCCUGAUGACCAGAAUCUAGUUACUUACACUGCUUUAAUGCGAGCCUACUUCUGUUAUGGGGACGUUGAUAAGGGACUUGAAAUAUAUGAGACUAUGAAAAAUAAAGGGAUCUGUGUCUCAUUGGGGACAUACAAUGUGUUGGUAAUCGGUCUUGAGGAUUCUGGCAGAGUUCAAGAAGCUGAAACUUACAGAAAAGCCAUGAAGAAGAUACGAUAUGAUGGCCAUUCACAAAAUAAGUUUCCAAUGGAGGCAAGCCUUUGUGACCUUUUGUUUGCUAGGGGUGCAGUCUCCUGACUUGGCUGUUAUAGGACAAUUGCAUCAUCCAAGUUGUAUUCAUCUGCCUUAUCAUCUAUGUGCUUCAAGGAGGGCUUAAUGCUACUUUUGAGUGUGGGCAGCUGGAAUGUAUUGCUUUUUCUCUCGUUUGAAAUCUGCAUGAUGAACCUGAAGUGAGUUUAGCCGGGAGGAUUCAUUUGGUCAAGCAUGCUAAACUUUUGGAUUAAUCAAUACCCUUGGUAUCCACGUCUAUACAUGAUUAAUUUGAAUACACCCGCAGGGCAGGGAUGCAUUGUUCACCUUCAUAUAGGCACAUAUUGAUGUACUCUCAAUCACAGAAUGAAUCUGAAAAUAACAUGGUAGUGGAAAAAUACUGGUGGUCUGGUACAUUGAUGCACUCAAGCAACAUAUUUAUUUAUUUGAGAUGUCUAUAUAUCUUUGUGCAUCAAAUCUAAUGUCAAUCCGACUUUGUUUUGGUUUUUCAUUUUUUUGAGAUAAGGAACCUGCUUCUCUGCUUCAUAUGCUUCUACUUAUAAAAUCUGUCUACCAAAAAAAAAAUAAAUAAAUAAAAUAAGUAAUAACGAAAGGAGCCUUACCCAACUUAUUCAUGUCACAACACAGAAAGGUUUGAACUCGGUGUGGAAUAGCCAAAUCGGAAAGUUAUACUAGCGGGGGUGCAAAUGGAGUGACUACAAGAAUCACUUCUAGUGGCAUAUGGCCUAUACCCCAGGAAUGGAUAUCAUAAAGGGAAUGAAAAUCCUAAACAAGAGGCCUUUAAACCUCUCCAAGAGAGUAUAUUUAUUUUUCUUCAUAUUUCCAAUCCUUGAUGAGGAAGAGCUGUUUAAGAAGGUUCUCCCUCGUCUUUGAGUGCUGAAAGUGUGUUAUAUGCUACCACUUUUGACAUGGAAUCCUGUUUAGCCUGAAUUUUGGCUCUGAAGUGGUAUAACGAAAAUGAGGACAGAACAAGUAAAAUUAUCAACUUGGGGCUGGUGGAAGGAUGUUAGCAGGGUUCUCAUCACAUACUGGCUCGCUAAUAGUUCAGGCAUUGAUGAUAUGAUCUGCAAAGAUUGAUGGAAGUCAGCCUAUCUGGUCUCUCUGUGAGUUGAUAAAGAAAGAUCACAAAAAUUUGGUGUUCAUACUGUCAAGGACAUGGUAUCAGACGUCUUCUCUUUGAAGUUUGAACUUAGGCUUUUGUAGGGGAAGGGAAAGGAAAUGAAAUAGUUAAAGAGAACAUAAAAACUUGUGUAAUCAUGAUUAUAUAACUAUCUUAAACUCUUUAGCAAAUUUGUUAAUUAAAAAAGUUUCAAAUUGAAACUUUAGAAUGUUUUGUUGUUAAUUAUGUAAUCAUUUCUUGUAAAAAUUAAAAAAAUCUCAGAUGGAGCCUUGACGAAUUUUGCUUGCACUGUUCUGUAUUGCCCCAGAAAAAAAUCAGAAUGAUCAGAUGAUAUGUUUUUUUAGUA